Molecule: messenger RNA, 1569 nt
Organism: Vitis riparia (riverbank grape)
Lineage: Eukaryota; Viridiplantae; Streptophyta; Magnoliopsida; Vitales; Vitaceae
Product: receptor-like protein EIX1
Exons: 3
Coding region: 28-1569 (513 amino acids)
Biological process (GO): hormone-mediated signaling pathway
Cellular component (GO): plasma membrane
Molecular function (GO): protein binding
Source: RefSeq, a predicted model, not a curated record
AAGCCUCUCUUCUAUUACCUGCAGACCAUGGCAGGACGGUCCUUUCAACACCUUCUUAGCUUUCUUAUGCUUUUGCUGCUAUGUGCCGAACCUGGCUUGGGGAAUGUUACUGGGUGCAUAGAGAGGGAGAGACAAGCUCUCCUUCACUUCAAACGUCGCCUUGUCGAUGACUAUGGCCUUCUUUCUUCUUGGGGAGAUGAACAUGACAACAGAAAUUGUUGCAACUGGAGAGGAGUCCAGUGUAGUAACCAGUCAGGUCACGUCAUCAUGCUUCAUCUUCAAGCCCCUCCUUCUGAAUAUGCUUAUGUGUACCAGUCUCUAAGAGGUGAGAUAAGUCCUUCGCUGCUUGAAUUGGAGCACUUAACUCAUUUGGAUCUCAGCUGUAAUGAUUUUGAAGGGAGGCAUAUACCUCCAUUCCUUGGUUCCCUCAGCAGAAUGCAGUACCUCAAUCUCUCUCAUGCAUAUUUCGCUCAUACUGUUCCCACUCAACUGGGAAAUCUUUCCAACUUGCUUUCCCUUGAUCUCAACGAUAAUUAUUUGAAUUUUGGGAACCUUGAGUGGCUUUCUCGUCUUUCUUCUUUACGACACCUUGACCUGAGUUUUGUCGACCUUAGUGAAGCCAUCCACUGGUCACAAGCAAUUAAUAAACUCCCUUCUCUCAUUCACUUGGAUUUACAAAGUUGUGGUCUCCCUCCCAUCCCUCCACUCACCAUUCCAUCUCUUUCCCAUGCGAAUUCCUCUGUCCCUCUUGUUUUCCUUGAUCUCUCUGGGAAUUAUCUCACUUCUUCAAUAUACCCAUGGCUGCUCAACUUUAAUACCACCCUCCUUCAUCUUGAUCUCUGUUUCAAUGAUUUAAAUGGUUCGAUUCUGGAAUAUGCUUUUGGGAACAUGAGUUCCCUUGAAUAUCUUGAUCUCUCUCGCAAUCAAAUGUGGGGCUCAAUUCCAGAUACAGUUGGGAAGAUGGUUUUACUUUCACAUCUUGAUCUCUCUGACAAUCAACUGUGGGGCUCAAUUCCAGAUACAGUUGGGAAGAUGGUUUUACUUUCACAUCUUGAUCUCUCUUACAAUCAACUGCAGAGCUCAAUUCCAGAUACAGUUGGGAAAAUGGUUUUAAUUUCACAUCUUGAUCUCUCUGACAAUCAACUGCGGGGCUCAAUUCCAGAUACAGUUGGGAAUAUGGUUUUACUUUCACAUCUUGAUCUCUCUCGCAAUCAACUGCAGGGCUCAAUUCCAAAUACAGUUGGGAGGAUGGUUUUAAUUUCACAUCUUGAUCUCACACGCAAUCAAUUGCGGGGCUUAAUUCCAGAUACAGUCGGGAACAUGGUUUCUCUUGAAAAACUCUUUCUCUCAGAGAAUCGUCUUCAAGGUGAGAUUCCAAAAUCCUUGAGUAAUUUAUGUAACUUACAAGCAUUAGAGUUGGAUAGAAACAAUCUCUCUGGACAACUUGCACCAGACUUUGUGGCCUGUGCAAAUGACACAUUAGAGACUCUGUCUUUAUCGGAUAACCAAUUCAGUGGAUCAAUUCCUACUCUCAUUGGAUUUUCAUCCUUGAGAAAUUGCUGUAUUUAG